GUCUUGAUCAUUUCGAUGUGAACCUGUACCCCCAUCGUGGGCACACUGACAAAGCAAACCCAGAGCCGCAUGGCUAUAAAACCGAAGCUGGAAUGUCCUGCUUGCUUCAGCUCAGGCCGAGUUCCUCGUCUCCGAGCAGCAUAGAUGUUUUCUCAGCUCUUCGUCGCAGUCUACCUCGCACUCUUCGCGGCAGCCACUCCGCUGACCGUUCGCAAUAGCCCGGUGACGGUCUCGCUUGCCCGUCGCUUCAACCAGACUGGGUCCAAGACGGUUCUGGAGCUCGACCAAGCGAGAGCGAGGUUUUUCCAGCGCACCACCGCUCGGAAGGGCGCCAAAGCCUCAACUUUCGCCGCUGCCGCCGAUUCUGACCCUGUCACGAACGGAGCAGUCAGCUACACCGCGGAAGUUAAUGUUGGUAGCCCCCCGACUACUUUCAGCCUUAUCGUGGACACCGGCAGUUCCAACACCUGGGUUGGCGCAGAUAGGGCUUAUACAGAGACAUCCACCUCCCGUGAUACCGGUGCCGAAGUGGAGGUCGAGUACGGCUCUGGGUUCUUCUUCGGCGAAGAGUUCAUCGACGAAGUGAGCGUUGGUGGCUUGACGAUUCCACAGCAAUCUAUUGGUGUUGCCGAGUUCUUCGAAGGCUUCAGCGGAGUAGAUGGCAUCCUGGGUAUCGGACCUACCGACCUUACCGAAGGCACUACGUCGAGCGGCGAAACUGUGACGGUGCCUACGUUCUUGGACAAUGCGUUUUCCCAAGGUCUUUUGAGCUCAAAGGAGAUAGGCAUUUCCUUCGAGCCGACCACCAGCGACUCAAUCACGAACGGAGAGCUCACAUUCGGUGGCACCGACUCGAGCAAAUUCACUGGUGAACUUCACUUUGUACCUAUCACUUCCACUUCUCCUGCUAAUGAGUUUGUGGGCAUCGACCAGUCCGUCGCAUACGGGUCCACAACCAUCCUCAGUGAGACCGCCGGUAUCGUUGACACUGGUACCACCCUUACUCUCCUGGCCUCCAACGCCCUUGCUACCUAUGAGGAGCUCACAGGCGCAGUCCUCGACGAUGUGGACACAGGUCUGCUGACCAUCACUGCUGCGCAGUUCGCCAACUUGCAGAGCUUGUUCUUUACCAUCGGCAGUACUACCUUCGAGUUCACGCCGAACGCGCAACUCUGGCCUCGUGCUUUGAAUACUGCCAUCGGCGGCAACGCGGACAGUAUCUAUCUCGUCGUUGGAGACCUUGGCUCGGACUCCGGCGAAGGCCUCGACUUCAUCAAUGGCCAGACCUGGCUGGAGAGGUUCUACUUCGUCUUCGACGCUGCUACCCCCCAAGCGGGAUUCGCAACGACACAGUUCACCGAUGCCACCACCAACUGAGGCUGCAGAGGGCGCUGUCUGUUUCAGCUCGUAUUUACUCUUGGUCUGGCAGACUUAGGAACAACAAUUGUACUCGUAAUGAUUGAACAAGGACUGGUAUCUCGACUAUGAAAAUGUAUUGCAAAC
Molecule: messenger RNA, 1503 nt
Organism: Phanerochaete carnosa HHB-10118-sp
Lineage: Eukaryota; Fungi; Basidiomycota; Agaricomycetes; Polyporales; Phanerochaetaceae
Exons: 11
Coding region: 145-1377 (410 amino acids)
Biological process (GO): proteolysis
Molecular function (GO): aspartic-type endopeptidase activity
Source: RefSeq, a predicted model, not a curated record